AUGGCAGCUCCUGAUCUAUCACAGGAAGCCAAGUUACCAGAAAACGACCAUGUUGCCACCAAAACCAGCCUACUAGACACUUCAGAUGCCUUGACCCCAGAUCCAGGCACCGAGGAUAUGUUCAGAACUGAGCAAAGCAAAUUUGCUUUCAGUCCAGGGCAGCUUUCGAAGUUGCUCAACCCCAAGAGUCUCAACGCCUUUUAUGCUCUUGGGGGAAUUGACGGUAUAGAGAAGGGACUGCAUACAAAUCGCAAUGCUGGCCUCAGUACCGACGAGUCCACAGUGGAUGGAGAGGUCGCAUUCCACGAAGUUGCGCCAAAAGGGACACCAAAACAUGGAACGGCCGGUGACGCAAUACCAGAGAGUAAUGCUGAAGCAGCAGUUCAUAUUCCUCCUCCUGAAAACCCCAAUCCUAGUGGGAUUUUCUGUGAUCGGAAAAAAAUCUUCAGAGACAAUCGCCUUCCCGAUAAGAAGACGAAAUCUCUUCUGGAGAUUGCUUGGACUACCUAUAACGAUAAAGUUCUCAUUCUCUUGACCAUUGCGGCGAUUAUAUCAUUAGCUCUAGGCCUUUACCAAACUUUUGGAGGUGAACAUAAAAAAGGGGAGCCGAAAGUUGAAUGGGUUGAAGGUGUCGCAAUCAUCGUUGCUAUCGUGGACAGUAUUGUUGUGCUUGUAGGUACAAUCAACGAUUGGCACAUGCAGCGACAGUUCACUCGACUCACCAAGAAAACCAAUGAUCGUAUGGUCAAUGUUGUUCGUUCGGGGAAGUCCCAAGAAAUAUCCAUCAACGACGUAAUGGUUGGGGAUGUCAUGCAUCUUGCUACGGGAGACAUCGUGCCAGUAGAUGGUAUCUUCAUUCAAGGCAGCGCCGUCAAGUGUGAUGAGUCCUCAGCUACCGGAGAGUCGGAUCUGCUCCGAAAGACACCAGCAGCAGAUGUUUUCGAUGCAAUCCAGAAACUCGACACCAAGGAGGCGGAGAAGCUCGAUCCUUUCAUCAUCUCGGGAAGCAAGGUCAAUGAGGGCAAUGGAACAUUCCUUGUGACUGCUGUGGGCGUCAAUUCCAGCUAUGGCCGAAUCUCAAUGGCCCUCCGCACCGAACAGGAAGACACGCCUCUGCAGAAGAAGCUUAAUAUCUUGGCAGAUUGGAUUGCCAAAGGAGGUGCUGGCGCCGCGCUAUUGUUAUUCAUCGUGCUCUUCAUCAAGUUCUGUGCUCAGCUUCCAAACAACCGCGGAUCUCCCUCUGAGAAGGGUCAAGAAUUCAUGAAGAUUUUCAUCGUCUCAGUCACCGUUGUUGUAGUGGCUGUCCCCGAAGGAUUGCCCUUGGCAGUCACACUGGCAUUGAGCUUUGCGACUGUCAAGAUGCUUCGCGACAACAAUCUCGUUCGAAUUCUCAAGGCCUGCGAGACGAUGGGGAAUGCCACGACUGUUUGCUCUGACAAAACUGGGACACUUACUCAGAACAAAAUGACGGUAGUUGCCGCCACACUUGGUAAAACAAUAAGUUUCGGUGGUACUGAUCCGCCAAUGGACAAGUCUUUGAAGAUCGACCGGAAGGCUCUCACUGUACCCAAUGUCUCAGAGGCCGACUUCGUAAAUGGACUAAGCCAGCAAAUCAAGAGUCUACUCAUCCAGUCGAAUGUGCUCAACUCAACAGCAUUCGAAGGUGACCAGGAUGGUCAGAAGACAUUCAUCGGUUCUAAGACUGAAGUUGCUUUACUUACCUAUUGCCGAGAUCAUCUAGGAGCUGGGCCAAUCCAAGAGAUGCGAUCGUCUGCCAAUAUUGUGCAGACAGUGCCUUUUGAUAGCAAGAACAAGUACAGUGCUGUAAUUGUUAAGCUGCCCAAUGGAAAGUAUCGCGCAUACGUAAAGGGUGCUUCUGAGAUACUGCUGGAAAAGUGUACCAAGUGUCUCGAAAAUGUGUCGCAGGGGGAACCGACGUCGGUUCCCCUAACUGAAGCUGAUCGAGACAUAAUCGGGAUGAUUAUCAGCUCCUAUGCAGGGCAGACUCUCCGAACCAUCGGUUCAUCAUAUUGCGACUUCGAAUCUUGGCCACCUGAGGGAGCUGUCUCCCCAGAUAACCCGCAACACGCAGACUUCAAUGCUGUGCACCAAGACAUGACGCUGAUUGGAAUCUACGGUAUCAAAGACCCGCUACGACCGACUGUAAUCAGUGCUCUUGAGGACUGUCGCCGAGCUGGCGUCUUUGUAAGAAUGGUCACUGGUGACAAUAUCCAAACAGCAUCUGCUAUUGCCUCUGAAUGUGGUAUUUUCCGUCCUGAUGAAGGUGGCAUCGCGAUGGAAGGCCCCGACUUUCGAAGACUUCCACCUGAAGAGCUCAAGCAAAAGGUGAGACACCUUCAGGUUCUGGCCCGCUCAAGCCCCGAGGAUAAACGGAUCCUGGUUCGUACUCUCAAAGAUCUCGGGGAAACGGUGGCAGUGACCGGUGACGGAACGAACGACGCACCAGCUUUGAAGAUGGCAGAUAUCGGAUUCUCCAUGGGCAUUGCUGGAACAGAAGUGGCUAAGGAGGCAUCGUCGAUUAUUCUUCUUGAUGAUAACUUUGCUUCUAUUGUCAAGGGCUUGAUGUGGGGUCGUGCUGUUAAUGAUUCUGUCAAAAAGUUCCUUCAGUUCCAACUGACUGUCAACAUUACAGCCGUGGUAUUGACAUUCGUCUCAGCUGUUGCAAGCGGAAAGCAGGAAUCUGUUCUCAACGCUGUCCAACUUCUUUGGGUCAACUUGAUCAUGGACACCUUUGCAGCCCUUGCAUUGGCCACGGACCCCCCUACGCGGAGUGUCCUUGACCGCAAACCAGAUCGAAAGUCGGCGCCGCUCAUCACAUUGAGAAUGGCAAAGAUGAUCAUAGGACAAGCUAUUUGCCAACUUGUAAUCACUUUUGUGUUGAAUUUUGGUGGCAAGAACCUUUUAGGCUGGUACGGAAACUCCGAACAUGAUACCAAGCAGCUAAAGACACUCGUCUUCAACACAUUUGUCUGGCUACAAAUUUUCAACGAAAUCAACAACCGUCGGCUGGAUAACAAGCUCAACAUCUUUGAAGGUCUCCAUCGCAACAUGUUCUUCAUCAUUAUCAACCUCAUCAUGAUUGGAGGUCAAGUCCUCAUCAUUUUCGUAGGUAGUGAUGCCUUUGAGAUUGUUCGCUUGAACGGUAAAGAAUGGGGACUAUCAAUCGGUCUGGGAGCCAUCUCUGUCCCGUGGGGUGCACUAAUCAGACUCUGUCCCGAUGAGUGGAUUGCUGCGUGUCUCCCGGGCUUCCUCCAUAGAAGAUGGAUCUCACCUCCUACUGGAGAUUUGAUGGCUGACAAGUCGCUGGAGUCUGACGAUGAAUUUGUACGGCCACCACUUCGCGUCAUGAGCUCAAUCAGGGGCCCGCGAGUCCAGCAACACAUUGGAUUCAGGGAGAGAGUACGUAGGUACAAAGAGGCGAAGGAUAAGGUAGAAGAGGAGGCGCAAGAGAAGCCCGAGGCAUCCAGAGCAGUGAUGGAUCAUGUUUAG
Molecule: messenger RNA, 3510 nt
Organism: Fusarium redolens
Lineage: Eukaryota; Fungi; Ascomycota; Sordariomycetes; Hypocreales; Nectriaceae
Exons: 5
Coding region: 1-3510 (1169 amino acids)
Biological process (GO): calcium ion transmembrane transport; intracellular calcium ion homeostasis
Cellular component (GO): intracellular membrane-bounded organelle; membrane
Molecular function (GO): ATP hydrolysis activity; P-type calcium transporter activity; ATP binding
Source: RefSeq, a predicted model, not a curated record